ACGUUAGAAUCGUGGCUGUACGUUACAAGAGCAUCCGUUAGGAUUCGUGCAAGUGAACUACUUGAGUUGUGUGUGCAUUCCAGUUCUGAUGGCUGAAACGGAUAAAUUGAAUAUAGACAGCAUUAUAGCACGGCUAUUGGAAGUGCGUGGUGCUCGUCCUGGCAAGAAUGUACAGCUAACAGAAAGUGAAAUAAGAGGUCUGUGUUUAAAAUCACGAGAAAUAUUUCUUUCUCAACCAAUUUUGCUGGAGUUAGAAGCACCACUUAAGAUUUGCGGUGACAUCCAUGGUCAAUAUUAUGAUCUCCUGAGAUUAUUUGAAUAUGGUGGUUUCCCACCAGAAUCUAAUUACCUUUUCCUUGGGGAUUAUGUGGACAGAGGGAAGCAGUCUUUGGAAACAAUCUGCCUUUUACUGGCUUAUAAAAUUAAAUAUCCAGAAAACUUUUUCCUGUUAAGAGGAAAUCACGAGUGUGCCAGUAUCAAUAGGAUAUAUGGAUUUUGUGAUGAAUGCAAGCGGCGGUAUAACAUUAAGCUGUGGAAAACAUUCACGGACUGUUUCAAUUGCCUACCUGUGGCUGCCAUUGUAGAUGAAAAAAUAUUCUGUUGUCAUGGUGGGCUCAGUCCUGAUCUCCAGAGCAUGGAACAGAUUCGUCGUAUAAUGCGGCCAACUGAUGUACCAGACCAAGGCCUCCUUUGUGAUUUGUUGUGGUCUGACCCUGAUAAGGACACAAUGGGCUGGGGUGAGAAUGACAGAGGUGUGUCCUUUACAUUUGGAGCAGAAGUAGUUGCAAAGUUUUUGCACAAGCAUGACUUUGACCUCAUUUGUAGAGCUCAUCAGGUUGUAGAAGAUGGCUACGAAUUUUUUGCGAAACGACAGCUGGUCACACUUUUCUCAGCACCCAAUUACUGUGGUGAAUUUGACAAUGCAGGUGCAAUGAUGUCUGUUGAUGAAACACUCAUGUGCUCAUUCCAAAUAUUGAAGCCGGCUGAUAAGAGGAAGUUUGCUUAUGGAGGACUGAAUGCUGGAAGACCUGUUACACCACCCCGUGGAGCAACAACAAAGAACAAGAAAAAGUGAACGUGUCUGGGUUGAGCAACUGAGCUGCUUAAAUAUACUUAAUUUGAAUGCUGAAUUCACUGUAGCAGCUAGAACUACAGGAGUAUUGUGCAUUGUGGAGAGACUGCUGAAAAUAUAAAUGUUGUGUAAUAUUGUGUUGGGCCUGAAGUCCUGACUCAGACGUUGUCACAAAGCUGUUUACCAGUGGUACAACAUAUUUGUAGUUUUAUAAUUUUAUGCCAAACAUUCUUCAGUACUCAUUACAAGCAAAAAUUAAUACUAAGUUAAAUACGUGACAGCGUAUCAGUGCAAUUGCAGUUAUUUUAUCAAAAUCUGUUUACUGUGGCGCUACCUGUUCUGCAGUCAACUUUUUGUAAUGCAGAGCUGUUAAAAGUGGAAUGAACUUACAAAUAUGUAAUAUUUGGAAUAUUGAAGCACUAUUAGAUAUAA
Molecule: messenger RNA, 1504 nt
Organism: Schistocerca piceifrons (Central American locust)
Lineage: Eukaryota; Metazoa; Arthropoda; Insecta; Orthoptera; Acrididae
Product: serine/threonine-protein phosphatase alpha-2 isoform-like
Exons: 1
Coding region: 89-1075 (328 amino acids)
Cellular component (GO): nucleus; cytoplasm
Molecular function (GO): protein serine/threonine phosphatase activity
Source: RefSeq, a predicted model, not a curated record